This is a messenger RNA of Harmonia axyridis, 1527 nucleotides long. Its product is annotated as putative ankyrin repeat protein RF_0381. Lineage: Eukaryota; Metazoa; Arthropoda; Insecta; Coleoptera; Coccinellidae. The record is from RefSeq and is a predicted model, not a curated record. The transcript has 3 exons. The coding region runs from base 1 to 1290 and encodes 429 amino acids. Gene Ontology annotation, molecular function: protein binding.
AUGUCUGCUUCAGAAAGUAAUGCCGAUAAAAAUACCAAUCGCGAGGUUUUCUUGAAGGAAUAUAUUUUGAAAGCUUGUGCUGAGGGAAAUGCUGAACGCGUGGAAGAUUUCCUGGUUUGGAGGGAAAUCGACAUUACCACAAUGGUACAACCUUUGGAAAAUUCACCGUUGUUCGUUGCCGUUUCUAAUUACACCAAUGAAGAAACUGGACAUAAGAAAGUUGUGCAAUUGCUUCUUGAAAACGGAGUCAAUGCUUACAAUUCGAAUUCUGUUGAAGCGAGUGUUGCUGAAGAAAUUCUCACGAAAAAACAGGACUUGAUCGAUCUCCUCCUUAACAACAUACCUGAUAUAAACCAGACGAUCAACAGACUUGGACUCACCCUUCUGCACAUAGCUGUGAGGCAUUGUUCGGAGGAUGUGGUCGAAAAGCUUCUGAUCAGAAACGCUGAUGUCAAUCUCGUUACCAACUAUGAACUGCCAGUACUCCAUGAAGCUGUCAAAAAAUCGAGAUCCGAUCUCAUAAAAAUCCUCGUGAACUAUGGAGCUAAUGUCGAUGAACUAAAUCUCAACGGAUAUGCAGCACUUCACUAUGCGAAGAGCGCUGAGAUGGUGAAGAUGCUGGUGGACCAUGGUGCUUACAUCGACAACUUGUCCAGAGAUGGAUGUACACCACUGAAUGUAGCGGCAAACAAAGGAGCACAUCCUGAUGUUAUCGAAGCCUUUUUGCAACUAGGAGCAGAUUACAGAAUUCCUGAUGAGGAAUUCUCAACACCCUUCGGUAAAAUUCAGAUGGCCAUCCAUAUGAGAAAAGGAGAAAACAAACAAAACUUGGACAUUGCUGAAGUUUUCAUACGCCACGUCAAAGUGAACUUUACCGAUUCGAACGAUUUCGAGACGAAUUAUAUUAGAGGUUUUGGCAUCGAGUUGGACAAUAUCAAAAGCCAGUUGAUGGGAGAUUCGGCUAUAAGCUUCUACAGGUUUCUCGUGUCGAAACCCAGAGAAUCGGCGAAGUUUGCGAGAAAUACAGAUAUCGUAUAUGCUAUCCACAGAUAUCACUCGGAAUACUUUGGCGUGGGGAUGAUAAAGAUACUUUAUGCUGGUCUGUGCAUCAAAAGGUACGAGGAUGUGACUCGUAAACUGCUGUGCGAGGUGUUCCAGAAUAAGUUGCCGGUAGUGGUUAUGAAACACAUCAUCAGUUAUCUUAGGAUAACUGAUUUGAUGAAGAUUGAUAAAUACUACCGGCCCGAAGACAGAACAAUCAGGAAUUUCUUCUACAACAUAGACGGGUGAUAUGUGAAGGAUUUCUGCCGAUUUUGUUUAUAUUGUAAAUAUUUCGAGUUGUCUGAUUUGUAUUUGUCGAAAAUGAUAUAGGAUGAAAUUUUCAAGUUAGCCAAAGAUCUAUGUAAAUAUGUACGUUGUAAAUAUUUUUUAAUUAUUUUAUUUAUUUUAUUUUGUGUAAAUUUUUAGUUCAUCGAACCUUGUGAAUAUCUAUUCAUUUCAAAUAUGUAUAGUAUAAAUAAAAUAUAU